Messenger RNA from Rasamsonia emersonii CBS 393.64, 1098 nucleotides. RefSeq lists its product as uncharacterized. The coding region runs from base 1 to 1098 and encodes 365 amino acids. The transcript has a single exon. Lineage: Eukaryota; Fungi; Ascomycota; Eurotiomycetes; Eurotiales; Trichocomaceae. The record is from RefSeq and is a predicted model, not a curated record.
AUGGAGCAGUUUCUGCGGGCCAUCUGCAGAGAAGAGCUUUAUAUGGUCGAAGAUGACAAGAUCAGGUUAAUGGCACUGGAAUUCAAGGAAUCCUUGCGGAAUCUGUCUAGGCGCCAAGAAAAGCCACGAGGCACGCCAAUGUUUUCCACGCAUGAUCCUGAUAAAAUGGCCCAUCGCAGAUACAAUAGCCCCCGGGUGGACGAAUAUGAGAGGGAUAGAACGUACCUCUUUGUCGAGCAUAUAUGCAGUCCGAGUCAGUCCCCGGGACAGUACCCGACUUCCUUUGCCGUCACCAGAGAAAUCUUCUUUUCGUUUUUCGGUCGAGAACCCCCCUACGCAAUACUAUCUCAAGGGAAUGCUCCUGUGCCACCUAAUCCCGCUCAAACAAAAGGUACGGACAGUCAAGAGGCCAAUGAAAGCGCAGCUAGUCCGCAACAUACAGCAACAGGCAAUACUCUGGUCCAGGACAACCAAAGAGGUGAGGAAACAGCGACGCACUCAGUCGGGAAUAUGUCGGUUCACGAUGAGUUACCGGAGCUUGUAGUAUCAGAACCCGUUGAUCUCGAACCUCAUUCUCCAGGUACUCCUGAUCGUGUGAUGGACGGGGUUGAGAUUGAUCCGCCACUGGCGCAUGGGUUCGAGGAUCACACGUGCAAGGCCCCAUUGGAGAAAAGAGCAGAGAUAUCUCUUCAUCGAAGUGCAACCCAGGUCCUUGAUAUGUGGCGUGACUCUGAUAGCAGAGACCUCAUUGUGCUUUAUAUGUUUGAGUCCCGGGGAUAUAUCAAGUUUCUUGCUCAGGGUGGGUUAAACUUACGGCUGACCUUGAAUGAUCUUGCGCGAGAUCACUAUUUUCUUACUAUCAACGGGGAUGAGGUGGAGGCACCAGAGAAUGUAUAUGAAGAUGCUUUAGAAAAGCGACUUGUCUUGGUUGGCAGAAGAAGGCUUGCCCAAAGACAUGGAAUUAGAAACGGAUAUGGACAAAUCUCGUUAAGUGAGUUGCGAAGAUACUUGUCCGCAUAUGCUGUCCAGACAGGAAAGAGAAAACUUGAAGAUGACAAUAGUUCCCAGAGUCGGGAAAAGCGCCAUAUUUCUGGUUGA